AUGGUAGACGAUAGCUACUAUAUCACAACCCACGAGGCAGCCCUGGCUGUGGUAGCCACAGCAAUGAAGAAGUCGCGGCUGAGAUUAGACACUCUGAUCAUCAACUCGAUAAUGGGAGGAAUACUUUUCAGUGUUGGAGGAAUGCUUCACAUCAUGGUCCAGGCCCAAAAUCCAGGAUUGAUAGCAUCAGAUCAACUGGGAAUAGUCCAAUUAUUGCAAGGACUGGUGUAUGGACUAGGUCUCUUCAAUGUGGUGAUCAUGGGUGUUGACCUUUUCAACUCAAAUAUCCUCUUCUUCAGCGUGGGACUCAUGAGAGGUGCCGUUACUAUAGUAGAUCUGCUCAUCAGCUGGUUUGUUUCUUUCUUCUUCAACCUGGCCUCCACCAUCAUGGUGGUUGCGCUGGUGAUGCACGCCUCAGGUGUAGCAAGCACAGACAACUAUAUUCAAGGUUCGAUCGACAUUAUCGUUGAGAAGGCAGAAUUUUCCUUUGCACAAACUUUUGUCAAGGGAAUAGCAUGCAACUUUUGUGUUGCCUUGGCCAUAUACCUCCAAUUAAUGGUGAAGCCUCUUCACGUGAAACUUUUGAUGAUCAUUCUUCCCGUCUUCACCUUCGUCUCGAUGGGAUUCAACCACGUUGUGGCAGACAUGUUUCUAUGUCCUGUGGGCCUGUUUAACAAUGCUCCUGUCUCGGUGGCUACUUACAUCUGGAAGAUCAUGAUUCCCGCUGCCCUUGGCAACAUAGUAGGUGGUGCUUUCUUUGGAAUCACGAUACCUUGGUAUCUUCAUUUGGUGGUCAUCGAGAUGGACCAGAAGAGACUUAAUCUUCCUCAGUGGGAUCAACGUGAUGAACAGCCUGAACUCAACAUGGACUCAAGAGUCGUUCGUGUUCCCAUAAGGCAAGAGAAGGACCAAUUGGAAUCUCCCAAUUCUGAUUCGACGAGCUCGUUUUCACAGGAAGGACGCAACGACAACGAUCCUGUGCAGAUGUUCGCUGAAAAUAAUAGGAAUAGUCUUGAGCGUGCAAACACGAGUUCGACGAUGCGGUCAACGACGCAGUCAACUAAUCGUAAGGUCAGAUCACCAAAAGGUGUAUUUCCAGUGUAUGGAAUGGGCGAGCCACUUGAAAGAGAAAAGUCCAUUGCCACUGGAGAGGUAGACCCCAAUUUUGACGACAUUAUAGACGACGAGAUAGCUGCUGAGGCUAAUACCGAGGCAAAUGCCGACAUACCGAACAGUUACAAUCCAGACAAAGACACUCUUGGAGGCGUUCUUCGCCAGACGCUCUCACGGGUGACCACUCGGCAAGCCAGAACCAACUCGGAUCUGGAAUCCGCAGGUGCUCCCAGCUUCAAGCGGCAUUUUAGCUUCGGAGGAGGCAGGAAUUCUGACGACAUCAGCAAACGUUUGGCCGAUGCUCGCAUAACUCAUAGAGCAGCAAAAUGGUCCGACGAUGUGGCUGGCAUCGCUAAUGAUUCGAUUCUGCAACCAAGAGUUAUCAAGUUUGAUGAACAAAAGCAACAGCAGCAGCAGCAGCAGCAGCAAGAACAACAGUCACAUAGAGCUUCCAGAUCGGAAACUGUGCGAUCAGUUUCUGUUACCCAGGAGUCUGCUCACAAUCAGCAGUUAAGGUUGGAUCAGGCGAGUGAAGUGAGCAUUGAUAGCUCUGCAUCUGACGCAGAAGAAGAGGAGGGGGUGUCUCAAGAAGCCGGUGAACGCAAAGACAGCUCUUGA
This is a messenger RNA of Kuraishia capsulata CBS 1993, 1731 nucleotides long. RefSeq lists its product as uncharacterized. Bases 1 to 1731 code for a protein of 576 amino acids. Lineage: Eukaryota; Fungi; Ascomycota; Pichiomycetes; Pichiales; Pichiaceae. Gene Ontology annotation, molecular function: high-affinity secondary active nitrite transmembrane transporter activity. Gene Ontology annotation, biological process: nitrite transport; transmembrane transport. The record is from RefSeq and is a predicted model, not a curated record. Gene Ontology annotation, cellular component: membrane. The transcript has a single exon.